Messenger RNA from Setaria italica (foxtail millet), 1649 nucleotides. RefSeq lists its product as uncharacterized. Gene Ontology annotation, cellular component: SAGA complex. Gene Ontology annotation, biological process: regulation of transcription by RNA polymerase II. Lineage: Eukaryota; Viridiplantae; Streptophyta; Magnoliopsida; Poales; Poaceae. The transcript is spliced from 2 exons. The record is from RefSeq and is a predicted model, not a curated record. Bases 206 to 1126 code for a protein of 306 amino acids. Gene Ontology annotation, molecular function: transcription coactivator activity.
ACUCCUCCCCGCCAACCCCCCUCGCGUCGCCCACGACUCGUCGUACACCCGGUCCUCCCUCCUCCGCUCGCUGAGUUCGUUCCCCUCCCCCUCUCCCCGAUCGCGCAGCUGCGACGAAACCCUAGCGGCGAAUUCCCCCGCGGGAUCGAGGAUUCCAAGGUUCCGAUCGGGGGCGAGCGCGGGAGCCGCAUUCCGGGAGCGGGGGAUGGCGACCUGCCGCAAGAUGGCGCGCGUCGACGUCGCCGAGCUCAAGCAGCGCCUGGUGAAGCGGCUCGGCAGGCAGCGGGCCGGCAAGUACUUCGCGCACCUCACCAGGCUGCUGAAUCUGAAGCUCACCAAGGUGGAGUUCGACAAGCUGUGCUUCGCCACCAUAGGCAAGGAUAACAUCGCGCUGCACAACGCGCUCAUCAGGGGGAUCAUCAGCAAUGCGCUGUCGGGGGUGCCGCCGCCGAGUCGGCAGGCCGUCACGGGGCAGUCGGGGACGACCACCGCCCCGAGCGGGCAGUGCGUGGGCGUCGCGCUGCCGGUGGUGGGGAAUGUGGGGGCGGUCGUGGAUUCUGGUGAUGGCGAGCUGGCGAGGGAGAGGGGGGCGCCGGUUGGGAAGGUGGUGUCUGUGGAGGAUGGGGAGGAGGUGGAGCAGGUCAGGUCUGCUCCGUGCGUCCAGAGUCGGAGCCCGAUAACGGCGCCAUUGGGGAUCUCUGUGGCAGGGAGCAGUGGUCUGAGGAUGCGGAGGAGGAUGGAUGAUCCGGCGCCGUCGUGCUAUGAUUCUGGCCAUUUGCUGGACACGGCUACUUUGUGCGAGGGGUUGAAGAGAAGGUUGCACAGUGAUGGCAUUGGAGUGACGGUGCAGGGUGUUGAUGCUUUGAAUCGUGGAUUAGAUGAGUUCUUGAGAAGGUUGAUUAAGCCGUGCAUGGAUUUGUCAAGAGUGAGAGCCAGCAGUAGAAGAAUUGGUAAAGUCAAUGAGAAGUUUACUGGUAGAAUGAAUGGCUUGCAACAACCAAAUCUGGGUUAUUCUACAACCUUGCAAGAUUUUGCAGUUGCUGUUCAAUCUGAUCCACAUUCGCUUGGUCCAAAUUGGCCCACACAAAUCGAGAAGAUACAGACAAUGUCAUUUGGAGGAGAAUGAACCAGAUUGCCCUGUAGUCGAUGAACCUCUCAAAACGAGAUGCAGUUUGCUGGCAGUGAAGUAAAUGAAGCGGCAGACAAACAACAGGGCUACAAAAUCCGAGUAUUGCAGUACUCAUGAGCAAGAAAGUCCAAGGCCUUACAAGCGAACAAAUGGAGUUGUAAUGGACAGUUUAGCAUAAAUUCUUUCUUGGGAAUAUAUAGCCAUCAAUAAUAAAUCGAAGAAUCAAUAGGGUUGGCUGAUGUCCUGAUCAAGCUGAGCAACUCGUCGACAUAUAUACCCUCAGUUCUUGGCACAAAAAGCAUGUUCUCAUAGUACUUUAGAGAUUUGUUGUGAUGUUGUAAUAGAGCAUUUUUCCCUUGUUACAAACUCAAUUGGAAUCAUUUUUCGCAGUGAUCAUAAGCCGAUGCCUUCAAUGGCUCAUUGCUCUUGUACAUUAUAUUCAGAUUAUGGCUAUGACUCCUUGCAAUUAGGAUACAAGUUUUUCCCCGGUUGAAUAAAUAUAUAAGCUUUGUUUGCUCAA